Molecule: messenger RNA, 513 nt
Organism: Peronospora matthiolae
Lineage: Eukaryota; Oomycota; Peronosporomycetes; Peronosporales; Peronosporaceae
Source: the annotation of a GenBank genome assembly
AUGGAAAAGGAUUCGCUCGGUGGCAGCAAAUAUUUGCUGCUGAUCAUCGACGAAGCCAGUGGAUGCAUGAAGGGAUUUUGUCUACGAGUGAAAUCCGAGAGUGAAGACUACAUCCGGAAAUAUAUCACCAUGGUACAGACGCAAUUCUGUAAGAAGGUCAAGUUCGUGCGACACGACGGAGCUCGCGAGUUUGCAACCAACUCGCUUCAGCUGUUCUACGAAGACGAAGGCAUUGAACAGCAGACAACGGUGCCGUAUGCACAUCAAACAAACGGAACAGCAGAGCGUGCCAUUAGGACUAUUGUCACGAUCGGCCGCAGCAUGCUUCAUCAUGCCAAACUGGACAAGUGUUUCUGGGCCGAAGCAGCGAUGACGGCCAUCUACGUCAAGAAUCGACUGCCGUCACCUAAAAGUCGUGCACAAGACCCCCCGUUUGAGAUCGUCUACAACUUGAAACCAAGCUGUCAAGCACAUGCGAACAUUCGGAUAUCAGACGUACAUACUGACGCCUAA